Molecule: messenger RNA, 2103 nt
Organism: Fusarium odoratissimum NRRL 54006
Lineage: Eukaryota; Fungi; Ascomycota; Sordariomycetes; Hypocreales; Nectriaceae
Exons: 2
Coding region: 838-1896 (352 amino acids)
Source: RefSeq, a predicted model, not a curated record
UCUCUGGAUCUAGAAAGAUCUUGAAGAAGUCCCGACGUGUCUUGCUCGUAUCGUGGUCAUCGUCAGCACACAUGAAUCCCCAAGAUGAGAUGCUUCCAUCCGCGUUGUAUACGAUUGUCGUGGGGACUUUUCGAUCGCCUCUAUCGUCGCUUCCCGGCCAGUCGUUGACGACCUGGAUUGGGAUUCCAUGCCUCAUCCAGGCGACACCUAGCACAGAUUAGCUUAUAUUUGGUAUUGGCGAGACCGCUACUCGCCCGUGAACGUCGUGCCAAGGUCCACAGAGACAGUCAAGUCUGGUUGCUCCUCCAUUUGUUGGUCUGCUCAAUUUCUCUCGAGAAGCAAUUGAGGAAGAGUCAAAAGAUAGUCUGAGAGCCUUAUUGCCAGCAAUGUGACAAGUCUCGGAAGAGACCCAUGCUAUAGACCUGUUUUCAGCCACCAGAGCUGGACUUCGUGAUAAUGGUUUGUUGGACGCACCUCUAAGGGUGUGCGGUGCGGGUCAAUUAUCAGCAGGUCGGCUGGGAAAAGACAGAGUAGGCCUUCGGCCUCAGCCUGAUACUGAAACACGCAUCUCGAUGCUCCCCUGUGUUGAGUGGCUUGACAAGGGAUGCUGCUAGCUGGACCUCGAUGGAGAGCAACUUGGUGGUGGCAAUCAUACGGCAGUAGGGCUGGAAUACUGAGGCUUUGUUGGUGGUCAAAAGCAACGCCUGCCCUGGAAGCCUUUGAGUCUUUGGUAUCCUCAUUCUUUCUCUUGUUAUCUCCCCAAAAACCUUCAGCAAGGAUCGCCCCGUCUCCUGAAUUUCUUGCCUUUCAAGACUUUUUUAUCUCUGACCUGCGACGAUGGAUUCCACGGAGGCAACCCCAGCAAGCCAAGAAGAAACCUCAUCCAGCGAGCCAUCGGAAAGAUCGCCAGAUGGACUCAAAGGCGGUCCCGUUGCUGGAGUUGCCAUUGGCUGCCUCAUUGCUGGUCUUGCUCUGGGAUUCAUAGCAGCUUUUUUACUUCUCCGGAGACGGCGGAGAGUCAAACCAGCAAACGAAGGAUUCGUUUUAGCAGACCAAAAAUACACGGAACCAAAGGAUGGGACACAGGUCAUAGUUUCAUCGUCGAGACACGAUGCUGAACUCAGUCAAUUUCUUCUCGAGGCAACCCCGGACAAGGACCUCCAAGCAGAGUUACGCUCACUCUCCGAACUCAUUUACCAGCAUGUCGAGAACUAUUACCGUAGACCCCAAGUCCAGGCCGACGCCGCUGAGGUGGCUCAGAGCCUUACCAAUAUUGGCUACUCACCAGAAGCGUCAGGACUACAGGCAGACACAGUUGCUGCCAUUUGCCUCAGCCCCAAGACCUCUCAAAUUGGACUUCGUCAUGUCCUCUCGCAUGUCAUCUUUCGGAGCCUCGAUUUCAGUUCCGGCAGCAGCUUGUCCAUGCUUCCACUAGCGGUAGCAACAAUGGCGCAAAGAAGCCACUCAGCUGAAGAUGCAAACAAUCCUGCAAUUACCUUGGCACGCUCAAGGUGGCGCACUCUCUCUGCUCUGCUUCUCCAUCCUAACCCGGAGGAGAGAACACCACUCCCGGUGUCAGUAACAGAAGCUUCCCCUAUGGCUCUAUCUCUUGCGAACGAGUUGAACCAGUUCUUGGAGAUGUUUGUUACACAAGACCCUGCUAGCCAACAGGAUCAGAUGAAUCAUCUGCAGGCUGUCAUUCUUGAGUGUACCAAACUGGGCUAUGUCGUUCUAUCGCAGCCGAGUGACUGGGGGUUUGUUUUUAGCAACAGUACAUCCAUUACAAAAAGCCGUAGGAUCGUGGUGUGUCCUGGCCUGGAGAGGCUCAGCCAUAAUGACGGAACGAGGUAUAGAUCGCCCAAGGAGGUGGUGGCACCAGAGACUCUGAGUUCGUGAGGGAGAGGAAGCACCUUCACUGCAACCUUCUGGCCAUGGGAUUUCAUUGAUUGGAGGAUUGGAGGAUUGGACUUGAUGAGCUGCAAAAGGCUCGAUAUAUAGUCCUUUGUUGCAUGACUUAUUAUAGCCACGUCCAGUAUUGAGUGUGUUUAUGAUGGAGUGUACUUACAAUAGACUUACAGUUCCCGUCCAUGAACAAACAACACG